AUGAAUAUUCCGGCAGCGAAACCCUCGAAACCUGCAAAAGCCCCAAACCAAAACCAACACUCGUCUUCAACGCCUUCAAGAUCAUCGUCCUCUUCACUGACCUCUCACUUGGCAAUGGUGGAGCUCAAGCAGCGAAUCCUUACUUCCCUCUCAAAGCUCUCGGACCGUGACACCCAACAGAUCGCCAUUGCCGACCUUGAAUCCAUUAUUCAGUCCCUCACCCCGGACGCUCUCCCAAUGCUCCUAAACUGUCUCUUCGAGACCUCCCUCUCUGACCCAAAACCCUCUGUGAAGAAGGAAUCUCUCCGACUGCUCUCACUCACUUGUCAAUUACACGCUGAUUCCGCCUUUACCCACUUGACUAAGAUCAUUGCCCAUGUCGUCAAGAAGCUCAAGGAUCCUGACACCAGCGUCAAGGAUGCGUGCCGGGAUGCUAUUGGGUUGCUUGCGAAGCUUUACUUGAAGGGAGAGGGAGGGGAUAAUGGAGGUGGGUCUGUGGUGGGGUUGUUUGUGAGGCCAUUGUUUGAGACAAUGGGAGACCAAAACAAGGGAGUGCAAUCGGGUGCAGCCAUGUGCAUUGCGAAGAUGGUGGAGUGUGCAGUAGAUCCGCCGAGGCAGGCAUUUCAGAAGCUGUGCCCCAGGAUCUGCAAAUUAUUGAACAAUCAGAAUUUCUUGGCAAAGGCUGCCUUAUUGCCUGUUGUAGCGAGCUUGUCACAGGCGGGAGCAAUUGCACCUCAAAGUAUGGAAACAUUGCUGCAAAGCAUUCAUGAAUGUCUUGGAAGUGCCGAUUGGGCCACACGUAAGGCAGCAGCCGAUGCUUUAAUUGCCUUAGCAUUACAUUCAAGCAAAUUGGUUACAGAUGGAGGAGCUUCCAUACUGUCAGUGCUUGAGACUUGCCGUUUCGAUAAGAUAAAACCUGUCAGAGAGAGCAUGCAAGAAGCACUGCAAAUGUGGAAGAACAUUUCAGGAAACGGUGCUCCAGAUGAUAAGAAAGCUUCAUCUCAUGAUGGUGACCUUGCUGAACAAUCUGAGUCAUUAGAAGAUAAGGACUUGAAAAUUUUGGCUGCCGAUGACCGGAAAACAGAGACAUCAGUGAAGGAUUCAUCUAUUGCUACUUCUACUUCAGAAUCUGCUUCUAAAGGUAAGGGUGGAAGCAGUCUCGACAAAGCAGUUGUAAUAUUGAAGAAGAAACCACCUGUCCUAAGUGACAAAGAACUGAACCCGGAAUUUUUUCAGAAGCUUGAAAGAAGGGGUACCAGUGAUUUGCCAGUAGAAGUAGUGGUUCCUCGUCGCUAUCUUAAUUCUUCCAAGGCAAACAACGGAGAUAAAUUAGAAGCAAAUGACUCAAAUUCAAAAGAAAGAUCAAACCGUUUUGGAAACAGUUGUCCAGAAGAUAUUCAUGGAUCUUUAAACGCCAAAUAUCGUAACACAGAUAGAGGAAAUGCGAGUGUCAAUUCUAAACAACGAGAUUUUGAUUAUGUCCUACGAGAUAAAUGGCCAGAGGAUAGGAUAAAUGCAAAAGAUUCAAAAGCAAGGAUAUCUGAUGAUGAUCGAACUGAUAUAAACCAACGGGAGUCAUCUGGCAAUCAUGCAGGAUUCUCCAAAACUGAUGGCCAAUCCGAAAGUUCUUUCGUCAACAAUAAAGGAAAUUGGUUGGCCAUCCAGAGGCAGUUGUUGCUGCUGGAGAGACAACAAGCUCAUCUCAUGAACAUGCUGCAGGAUUUCAUGGGUGGGUCUCAUGACGGCAUGGUAACUUUAGAAAACAGAGUCAGGGGUCUUGAGAGAAUUGUUGAGGACAUGGCUCGGGAUUUGUCAAUAUCAUCAGGUAGAAGGGGAAGUAAUUUUGCUAUGGGGUAUGAAGGAUCUUCUAAUAGACCUCUAGGCAAGUAUAAUGGCUACAAUGACUACUCCAAUGGCAAGUAUAAUGGUCGUGUGCCAUUUGGGGAAAGAUUUACGCAAUCGGAUGGAAUUACUUCUAGCAUGAGAGGAAGAGGCCCAACUUGGAGAUCUGAUGUGUCCGAUGCUUGGGAUUUCUCAGCAUGUGGUACUUCUAGAAAUGGGCAGGUUGGUUCUAGGAGAACUCUGGGUGGUGGUCCUCUGGAAGGCAGAUCACCUAAGUCAGAAAAUGAAGGUGACCAUGGUGGCAGUAGGAGAGCUUGGGAUAAAGGGGCCGGACCUUUUAGGCUAGGUGAGGGGCCUUCUGCCAGAAGCGUCUGGCAAGCCUCAAAAGAUGAGGCAACCUUGGAAGCAAUUCGGGUUGCUGGAGAGGAUGGUGGAACUUCUCGGGCAGCAAGAGUGGGUAUCCCUGAGAUGACUGCGGAAGCCAUGGCGGAUGAUAAUAUUGGGCAAGAGAGAGACCCUAUCUGGACUUCCUGGAGUAAUGCUAUGGAUGCGCUUCAAAUGGGUGAUAUUGAUACUGCUUAUGCCGAAGUUAUGUCUACUGGGGAUGAUCUGUUGCUUGUGAAGCUUAUGGAUAGAUCAGGCCCUGUAGUUGACCAAUUGUCAAAUGAGAUAGCAAAUGAUGUCUUGCAUGCUAUUGGCCAGUUUCUGGUGGAGCAGAACUUGUUUGACAUCUGUUUGUCUUGGAUCCAACAGUUGGUGGAAGUAGUGAUGGAAAAUGGACCAGAUGUCUUGGACAUUCCCAUGGAACUGAAGAAGGAGAUUUUGGUGAACCUGCAUGAAGCUUACUCAGAAAUGGAACCACCCGAGGACUGGGAAGGUGCGACACCGGACCAACUUUUGUUGCAGCUGGCAACGGCCUGGGAAAUUGAAUUGCAACGGUUUGAGAAGUAGUCAGCUAGCUAUGGUCUUAUUGGUGUUAAGUCUCUAUUGUUCUGUUUUCCAAAAUGUUUUGAUUUGAGUGAUUUUGUCAAUACAUCUUGUAUUCAACAGAAAUUAAUGCAAGUUGAGGAAUGCAUAAUAUAAUAGUAGCAAUUGAAUGAAGUUGGAAUUGGUUUGGCCUUAAA
Molecule: messenger RNA, 2966 nt
Organism: Tripterygium wilfordii
Lineage: Eukaryota; Viridiplantae; Streptophyta; Magnoliopsida; Celastrales; Celastraceae
Product: microtubule-associated protein TORTIFOLIA1-like
Exons: 6
Coding region: 1-2793 (930 amino acids)
Biological process (GO): circumnutation; multicellular organism development; unidimensional cell growth
Cellular component (GO): cortical microtubule, transverse to long axis
Molecular function (GO): microtubule binding
Source: RefSeq, a predicted model, not a curated record